Messenger RNA from Pezoporus occidentalis (night parrot), 341 nucleotides. Its product is annotated as histone H4. Gene Ontology annotation, cellular component: nucleosome. NCBI's taxonomy places the organism in Eukaryota, Metazoa, Chordata, Aves, Psittaciformes, Psittacidae. The transcript has a single exon. Bases 24 to 335 code for a protein of 103 amino acids. Gene Ontology annotation, biological process: nucleosome assembly. Gene Ontology annotation, molecular function: protein heterodimerization activity; DNA binding; structural constituent of chromatin. The record is from RefSeq and is a predicted model, not a curated record.
UGGCAGCAGGGUCUGCGGUGAGUAUGUCUGGCAGAGGCAAAGGCGGGAAGGGGCUCGGCAAGGGUGGUGCUAAGCGCCACCGGAAAGUGCUGCGUGACAACAUCCAGGGCAUCACUAAGCCGGCCAUCCGGCGCCUGGCUCGGCGUGGCGGUGUGAAGCGCAUCUCGGGGCUCAUCUACGAAGAGACUCGCGGUGUGUUGAAGGUCUUUCUGGAGAACGUGAUCCGCGACGCUGUCACCUACACGGAGCACGCCAAGAGAAAGACGGUGACCGCCAUGGAUGUCGUUUAUGCUCUGAAACGCCAGGGGCGCACCCUCUACGGCUUCGGCGGUUAAAGCCUU